AGACUUAUUUUUGUUGCAACUCUGUUGCUACUAUUUCACUCCUCGAUCUUUCUUCAUCUCGCGAGGAGGGACAGAGAUGUAUCAAGAACAACGACUGCGACUCGGGAUUGCACUGCGAGACGUGCGUUGCAGACGGCAACGUGGUGCCCAAAUGCACCAGAAUCAAACCCAUCAGCCCAUUUCUCAGGUUCAAACGCUACCGUUUAACAAGUAUUCAUGGUUGACAACCCACAAUUCGUUUGCGAGGUUAGGUGACAGGUCGGCGACUGGCUCAUUGAUUUUCGCUCCUACUAACCAGCAGGACUCCAUUACUGAGCAGCUUAACAAUGGUGUUAGAGGGUUAAUGCUGGAUAUGUAUGACUUCCAAAAUGGUAUUUGGUUAUGUCACUCGUUCGGCGGCAACUGCUACAAUUACACAUCUUUUCAACCUGCCAUCAAUGUGCUCAAAGAAAUUCAAGCCUUUCUUCAAGCAAACCCAUCAGACAUUGUGACCAUCAUCAUUGAAGACUAUGUUACAUCACCAAAGGGCUUGACCAAAGUGUUUGAUGCAGCUGGCUUGAGAAAAUUCUGGUUCCCAGUGUCAAGAAUGCCAAAAAAAGGCGGAGAUUGGCCGACGGUUGCUGAUAUGAUCCAGAAAAAUCAGCGUUUGGUGGUUUUCACUUCAAAACGAGCAAAGGAGGCAAGUGAAGGGAUAGCCUAUGAGUGGAACUAUGUGGUCGAAAACCAAUAUGGAAAGGGUGGAAUGGUUGCUGGAUCAUGUCCAAAUCGCGCGGAAUCAUCUCCCAUGAACACAACAUCAAAAUCGUUGGUCUUGGUCAACUAUUUUCGAGAUGCUCCCGAUAUAACCCGAGCUUGCAAGGAUAAUUCAGAUGCAUUGCUUCGCAUGGUGAAUACGUGUUAUGAUGCGUCUUCUAAAAGAUGGCCUAACUUUAUUGCGGUUGAUUUUUACAAGAGGAGUGAUGGUGGGGGAGCUCCUAAAGCUACGGAUGUCGCAAACGGUCAUUUGGUUUGCGGGUGUGGAACCAUUGCUAACUGCAAGGCCAAUGUGAGCUUUGGAGUAUGUCCACAGCCUGAGGCUGAAGUUGUCCCAAGAACUGCCCAUCAACAACAAACUUUGGUUAUUCGAAUACGGGACCAGUUCAGCUGCUGUGGUUGUUUGGGACUCUUCUUGUGA
Molecule: messenger RNA, 1174 nt
Organism: Pyrus x bretschneideri (Chinese white pear)
Lineage: Eukaryota; Viridiplantae; Streptophyta; Magnoliopsida; Rosales; Rosaceae
Product: PI-PLC X domain-containing protein At5g67130-like
Exons: 8
Coding region: 77-1174 (365 amino acids)
Biological process (GO): lipid metabolic process
Molecular function (GO): phosphoric diester hydrolase activity
Source: RefSeq, a predicted model, not a curated record